Messenger RNA from Phaeoacremonium minimum UCRPA7, 2433 nucleotides. RefSeq names its product putative chitin synthase 3 protein. The transcript has 4 exons. The coding region runs from base 1 to 2433 and encodes 810 amino acids. The record is from RefSeq and is a predicted model, not a curated record. Gene Ontology annotation, cellular component: cell periphery; cell septum. NCBI's taxonomy places the organism in Eukaryota, Fungi, Ascomycota, Sordariomycetes, Togniniales, Togniniaceae. Gene Ontology annotation, molecular function: chitin synthase activity.
AUGGGUCCUGGCAGGUCCUACAGCCCUGGCGACUCUCUACAUAUGCAGACAGCGGUUACCAUGACUACGCAGUCAACCCCGAAGCUCAUCACGAUGCAUACUAUAAUCAACCUUACGAACCGCACCCUCAAGAUCCUAACGCUGGAUUCGCAGGCCAGCGAUCCGUACAAAGACAACCCGCAGCAACAGCAGCCGGCUCCAGCGCCUAUCAAGAGAUGGAAGACAGUGAAACAGGUACUCUUGUACCGUGGAAACUUGGUUCUUGACUGCCCGGUUCCACCAAGACUGCUAAAUCAGCUGCCUCAUGGUGAGCGCGACGAGUUCACCCACAUGAGGUACUCUGCGGCGACUUGCGAUCCGUCUGAGUUCUACGAGCAAAACUUUACCCUACGGCAGAAGCUCUUCAGCAAGCCCCGCCAUACCGAGCUCUUUAUUGUGGUUACUAUGUACAACGAAGAUGAGAUUCUCUUCGCAAGGACAAUGAUUGGUGUUUUCAAGAACAUCGAAUACAUGUGCAAGCGUAAUGAAAGCAAGACUUGGGGCAAGGAUGCCUGGAAGAAGAUCGUGGUCUGCGUUGUCAGCGACGGUCGUGCUAAAAUCAACCCUAGAACGCGCGCCUUACUCUCUGGUCUAGGUGUAUACCAGGAGGGCAUUGGAAAGCAGCAAGUCAACGGGAAGGAUGUCACGGCGCAUAUUUACGAGUACACGACACAAGUCGGUCUGCAGAUCAAGAACGAUGUUGUCCAAUUGAUUCCAAAGCAGCAGCCUGUUCAGGUAUUGUUCUGCUUGAAGGAGAAGAACCAAAAGAAGAUCAACUCGCACAGAUGGUUUUUCCAGGCCUUUGGUCGUGUGCUAGACCCAAAUAUUUGCGUUCUUAUCGAUGCUGGUACGAAGCCCGGUGGUAACUCGAUUUACCAUCUUUGGAAAGCAUUCGAUCUCGAACCGAUGUGCGCCGGUGCUUGUGGUGAGAUCAAGGCUAUGUUGGGGACAGGUGGAAAGAACUUGGUCAAUCCUCUUGUGGCAGCUCAGAAUUUCGAGUACAAGAUGAGCAAUAUCCUCGACAAGCCACUUGAGUCGGCGUUCGGUUUCAUUUCUGUGUUGCCUGGUGCUUUCUCGGCUUAUCGAUAUGUUGCGCUGCAGAACGACAAGAAUGGCCACGGACCGUUGGAGAAGUACUUCGCAGGUGAGACGCUCCAUGGCGCCGGAGCUGGUAUCUUUACUGCGAAUAUGUACCUCGCCGAGGAUCGAAUUCUCUGCUUCGAACUUGUCACCAAACGAAAUUGUCACUGGAUCCUUCAGUACGUCAAGUCAGCUACUGGCGAAACUGAUGUACCGGAUACAGUUACAGAAUUGAUUCUCCAGCGACGUCGUUGGCUGAACGGGUCCUUCUUCGCUGCCAUUUACUCGACCGCUCAUUUCUACCAAUUCUUCCGCUCUGACCAUUCUAUCCUCCGAAAACUGGCUUUCUUCAUCGAAUUCACAUUCAACACUAUUAACAUGAUCUUCGCUUGGUUCGCUAUUGGCAACUUCUUCUUGGUCUUCAAGAUCUUGACAACGAGUUUGGGAGAUGCCAAUCUCCUUGGCAAUGUUGGAAAGAUUCUUGGUGUAGUGUUCGAAUGGCUCUAUGGUGUCUCCCUGAUUACCUGCUUCGUUUUGUCCAUGGGCAAUCGUCCUGCAGGUUCGGGUCCAUACUAUAUGGCCAUGGUUGUUUUCUGGGCUAUCAUCUUCAUCUAUCUCAUGUUUGCGGCCGUCUUCAUCUCCGUGAAGGCCAUCCAAGCGGACAUCUCUGACGGCUUCUCAGUCUCAGAUUUGUUCAAAAACCAGGUGUUCUACACGCUUAUUGUGUCUGUCAUGUCCACCUAUGGUAUCUGGUUGAUCGCCUCUCUGCUCAUGUUCGACCCUUGGCACAUGUUCACCUCUCUGGUUCAGUACAUGUUGCUCACUCCUACCUUCACCAACAUUCUCAACGUCUAUGCUUUCUGCAAUACGCACGAUAUUUCAUGGGGUACUAAGGGAGAUGACAAGCCUGACAAACUUCCCUCCGUCAACACAAAGGACGGUCAGGGUAAGACGGAUCUGCCAGAUGAGGGAGAUCUGAACGCCCAAUACGAGCGUGAACUCCAAGUCUUUGCGAGGAAACCUGUCAAGGAGGUGAAGGCGCUUACGCCAUCGCAGCUUGAUGAGAAACAGCUAGAUUACUAUCGUGGCGUCAGAACGGUGGUCGUGCUCGUGUGGAUGAUCACCAACUUCGCGCUGGCCGCCUUGGUGCUCAGUACGGCUGGUCUGGAGAAGAUAACACCUUCAGACUCGUCAGAGUCUAAACGAGCCACGAUUUACAUGGCGGCCGUGCUGUACUCUGUGGCCGUUCUCUCGGGCUUCAAAUUCUUGGGUGCAAUGUGGUUCUUGGUGGUCAGGAUGUUCCGUGGAGUUUAG